Messenger RNA from Coregonus clupeaformis (lake whitefish), 1946 nucleotides. RefSeq names its product prostaglandin E synthase 3a (cytosolic) (gene ptges3a). The record is from RefSeq and is a predicted model, not a curated record. Gene Ontology annotation, biological process: prostaglandin biosynthetic process; chaperone-mediated protein complex assembly; protein folding. Gene Ontology annotation, molecular function: prostaglandin-E synthase activity; protein-folding chaperone binding; Hsp90 protein binding. NCBI's taxonomy places the organism in Eukaryota, Metazoa, Chordata, Actinopteri, Salmoniformes, Salmonidae. Gene Ontology annotation, cellular component: cytosol; nucleus. The transcript has 8 exons. The coding region runs from base 226 to 711 and encodes 161 amino acids.
ACUUCUCCAGACUGCGCGAGCGAGGCUAUAGUACAAACAACGACUUAGAUACUAGAUGCGUCAUUGCGCACGAGAAGGAGGAAAAGCACGCGAGGCAGUGACAGAGUCUGGUCUAGGAUUGAUAUUUACAUUUUACCCUGUCGUAUUUCACUACAGAAGAGAAUAUCCAACAACACAUCGUGGCUAAUACUUCGGUCUGGAGUGGGAAGAACUAGAUAGCAAGAGAUGCAGCCAGCAACAGCAAAGUGGUAUGACAGAAGGGACUCCGUCUUCAUUGAGUUCCUGGUAGAAGACAGCAAAGAUCUACAAGUGAAGUUUGAAAAAUCUAAACUUGAUUUCCGUUGUGUUGGCGGGAUUGAAAACCUCAAACAUCAAAAUGAAUUGGACCUUUUUGACUCAAUUGACCCCAAUGCAUCUAAGCACAAACGUACAGACAGAUCGGUGUUGUGUUGUCUAAAGAAGUCCAAGGCAGGAAGAGCAUGGUCACGGUUAACAAAGGACAAGGCAAAAUUUCAAUGGCUCGGUGUCGACUUCAACAACUGGAAAGACUGGGAAGAUGAUUCUGAUGAGGAUCUGUCCAGUUUUGACAAGUUCUCAGAGAUGAUGAACACGAUGGGAGGAGAAGAUGGCAUGCCAGAUCUCGGUAUGGGCGGUCUGGAAGGUCUAGAAGAGCACGACAGCGAUGAUGAAAAGAUGCCAGACCUGGAGUAAUGGAGCAUAUGAAGUCUUUGAACCGUAGAGAACAAGAAAGGAAAGCCUCAAAGGUCGGUUGAAGAGAGAGAUGGUAGAGUUGGUAGCAAUAUUUGAAAGGAGGAAACAUCACCAGUUUUCCAAACACGUCACAGGAACCUUACUGAGGAGAGACCGAGUCUGUCGUAAUGGCAUCACAGCAGAGCAUUCAACAGCCAAUGUCUUAGUGCUGUGCUUUGCUGUUCUAGUUCUGCAUGGACAAUUCAGUUGUUUCCAUGAUGUGUUGUGGGGUUCAGUUAUAUCGUGCUUUAACUUAACAACCAGGGGUGCCUUCAGCAGGGAACAGCAUUAUGGAACGUUCAGAUAGAAAUACGUCAUGUAGAAUUAAGGAAUUCGUGUCGGCUCUUCAUAUUUCUAUCUGCAACGUUUGACAAUGUUUCCCUGCUGAAUGUGGCCCUGCUCUAAUGGGAUAUGAAAGUCUUAAAGUUACACCCCACCUCCACCUUUUUAUUUAAUAACGUCAGUGAGGUUACGUAUUGAAUAUCAACAUAAUUGUAAAUUCUAAACAAAGAAAAAACAUGUUUUAAAACAACCGGCUAUUUUCAAUAAAGUUUUAUUUUAUUUUUAUGGAACAUGUCCCGUUUUAUUAGUUCGUACUGUACAUUUUGUUUCAGUUUUAUUUUUGUUAAUUUAUCGAAACAAGUUUUAGCUCGAAGCAAAUAUUUUUGCAAUGUACGUUAACAUCUGAAAAUAUUACCGGUAAUAGUUAAUUCAUUGAUUUUAAAUAAUUAGGUAUUUGGAAUUAAUGAAUUAAUAUGCAUGUUAAACUUAUUUUACAGUAUAGUGUAAGUUUUAUAAUGGUAAAAACCUUUCUGUGCAAUCACAUUUUGCAAGGAUGCUUUUGCUUUAGUGUAUAUAUAGGAACAUACAAAACACUUAAACUAUAUACCGGUAGUUUACUCCGUAUUUACUGGCAGUGGUCAUUGCACAUUGUUUUGUAUAAAACAAAAGUGUAGCAGCAAAUUAUAUCUUCCAUAUUCAAAGGGGUGCAGAAACAUAACAAAGAGAGAACAUGUCAUUAAAUGUCCAAAUUUCAUUUGCACUCACAGUAGAAAAUAUAAAUGCAAGUGUUAGUUAAAGCAGAUACACUACUAGGUUUCGCCAACCUGUUUCGCAGAUCAGGUUGAAGAAAUUUCAGUUGGUUAAAUGCAGUGGGAGUUUGUCUACAUAUUUCUAAUAAACUUGUCUCAGACUAA